ACACCUCUAUACCCCACCUCCUUGAUCGUUGUCUACCACCAUGAUCUAAGCUGUAUUCAAAAUUGCCAUUAGCAACUCGGCAAUACACAGCCACAUCGUGGCCGACUGCCCGCAGUUUAGGCACCAGCAUCUCGAUAACCCCCCAACUUAACGAUGGCUCUAUCAUGGCUAUCAUACACAUGCAUAGCCAUUCUUCUCGCAACCGUAUAUAUCAGAAAACGACUCAGCGUCCGCACAUCCCAACUCCAGCGCGAUGCAGAAGCCGAGAAGCCUGGCCGUCUCAGGCUUGACGAUGGCCUGACAGCAUCCGAACGACAACUAAGAGCCAAGCUCGUCGCAGCCAUUCCACACAUUAUCAUCACACCUGACAAAGCAACGGAAUUCAAAGAGUCUAUGAAUGCGUAUUGGGACCAGAAAGCGUGUGAGGUACCGCCUGCAUGUGUCGUGCAACCCCGCAAUGUGUGGGAACUAGCGCAGGCGGUCAAGAUUCUCAAACGCGACUUCGAUUUGAGGGUUGAGCGAGCGAAAGCAACGGGGGAAGCGGUGGAAUCGAUUUUUGCUAUUCGAGGUGGUGGUCAUUCUGCUGUUGCUGGUGCGUCGAGCAUUAAAGGCGGGGUGCUCAUCGACUUAUCGCUCUUCAAACAAGUCGUUCCUGCUAAAGAUGGACGGAGCGUGGUCAUUGGCGCGGGCUGCAAGUGGAUCGAUGUGUACUCGGAGCUCGAAAGAGAGGGUCUUGUGGUAGCUGGUGGGAGGAACUCUGCUGUUGGUGUGUCUGGUCUCACGCUCGGCGGCGGUCUCUCGUUCUUCUCGCCGCAAUACGGAUUCGUAUGUAACAACGUCCUUGAAUACGAGGUUGUACUAGCAGAUGGAAGGAUCGUAACUGCCUCGGAACAAGAUAAGCCUGAUCUUUGGCGCGCACUCAAAGGCGGAGGAAAUAACUUUGGCAUCGUGACAAGCUUCACAGUCCGCAGUUUCGCCGCCAAGAACGUCUGGAGCGGAUUCCUCUACCUCCUUCCAUGGAAAGCCCCUGGCGUACUCUCAGCAUUCCACACCUUUGUCGCCCGAACACUAGCCGGUGAGCUAGACCAACGCCUCGAUCCCUACGCCGCUGGCCCGUUGGCAUGUUUCACAUACCUCCAAUCCGUCGGCAUCCAGGCAAUUUCUGUGCACCUCGCUCAUACCGCGCCAGACACGAAGCGAAGAGGCUGGCCGGAAUGUUGGCGUAGUUCUGGUUUCCAGAAGCUAGGUCGCGUUUGGAGUACGCUCAACACUCGCAGUCUAGUCGGUGCGACAGAUGAGUUGGGCGUUUUGAACCCACCGGGACGACGACAAGAAUUCGCGACUACGACGAUCAAGAAUGACAAGCUGACUUUGGAGGCGACGCAUAAAGCGUAUCGCGAUGCGAUACCGAAGAUCAAGAAACAUGGAAUCAAGGGCAUGAAUUGGACGCUUGUCCUUCAACCUUGUCUACCUUCUUGGGCUCGGACGGGUGAUGUGAACCCGCUUGGCCUUGAUGAGGGAUCGGAUGAGCCGCUUGUUAAUGUGCAGUUUACAGUGAAUUGGGCGUUGGAACAGCAUGACGAGGUGGUGAGGGCUAUCACCAAGGAGGCGAUUGAGCAGAUUGAUGCUUUUGCUUCUGAGCAUGGGACUGGUCAUCGUUAUCGCUACCUAAACUACUGUGCAGCCUGGCAAAAGCCAUUCGAGAGCUACGGGGAAGAUAAUCUGAACUUCUUGAAGGGUGUCAGUGAAAAGGUUGACCCUGAGGGCUUGUUCCAGCGAGGCUGUGGUGGCGGUUUCAAGCUCGCGUCAUGAGAACGUUCUACCUCAUAGCGCUGGGUCAUGCAUAGUGGGCAGAUGAUUCAGAACCAUAUAAAAUUACUACACGUGCUACAUCGGCCGUCGAAAUGAAU
Messenger RNA from Alternaria rosae, 1910 nucleotides. RefSeq names its product FAD binding domain-containing protein. Gene Ontology annotation, molecular function: FAD binding. The coding region runs from base 154 to 1812 and encodes 552 amino acids. The transcript has a single exon. Lineage: Eukaryota; Fungi; Ascomycota; Dothideomycetes; Pleosporales; Pleosporaceae. The record is from RefSeq and is a predicted model, not a curated record.